Pseudophryne corroboree (corroboree frog) is the source of this 7583-nucleotide messenger RNA. RefSeq names its product canopy FGF signaling regulator 3 (gene CNPY3). The coding region runs from base 313 to 1077 and encodes 254 amino acids. The record is from RefSeq and is a predicted model, not a curated record. The transcript is spliced from 7 exons. NCBI's taxonomy places the organism in Eukaryota, Metazoa, Chordata, Amphibia, Anura, Myobatrachidae.
GAUUGAGACUACUUUCUUCUCCCGGGCAUGUAAACAGGGCUGAUAAUAGGAGGUCCAGGAAGAGGCUGUGUGUUGGGGGCAUGGCUACAGUUACAUGACAGGCCUGUGGGCUAAUAGAAACAGUAUAGUGCUGGGAGGGUGGAACCUGUUCUGUGUACAGUGAGAGCACACUGCAUUCCUGCACCCAGAGACCAGCCAGAGGGGCCAGCGUGUUGAAGAGGGACCAUCCUAAGAGCCAACCAGAGGAACCAUCCUGCCAGUCAGCCACAGGGAACAGCCUGUUUCAGAGGGGCCAGACAACCGUGAUCGAUCAUGUGGUUCCUGCUUGUUCUCAUUCCGCUCAAUGUCAGACUGACCAGAACAAUGGAAAGUGAAUGGGUCCAUCUUCCCAAUAAAUGUGAAGUCUGUAAGUACGUUGCUGUGGAGCUGAAAUCUUCCUUUGAUGAGACCUCUCGGACACAUGAAGUGAUAGAUACUCGCUAUGGGUUUUUGGAUGAUAACAAGAAAAAACAAAAGCUCAAGUAUACAAAUUCGGAUAUCCGCCUGAUUGAUGUCACUGAAGGCCUCUGUCAGAGACUGUUGGACUACAACCUUCAUAAAGAACGGACUGGCAGCAAUCGUUUUGCAAAGGGGAUGUCUGAAACUUUCCAAACUUUGCAUCACCUUGUCCAUAAAGGGGUGAAAGUUGUGAUGGAUAUCCCAUAUGAGCUCUGGAAUGAAACAUCCGCUGAAGUUGCUGAUAUGAAGAAGCAGUGUGAUGUCCUGAUGGAGGAAUAUGAAGAUGUAAUUGAAGAUUGGUAUCGAAAACACCAGCAAGAAGACCUUACAGAGUUCCUGUGUGUGAAACACGUCCUGAAGGGUCAGGACCAAAGCUGCCUGGCAGAGAAUUGGAGUGGUAAGAAAGGGGACAAUGCACCGUCAACUGGGAAGAAGAAAACAUCCAAGAAAGGAGAAAAAAAGAAAACCAAGAAGGUAGCAAAAGACGCAAAUUAUAAGAGCUCUGACAGACCGGUCCCGGGAAAGCUGGAAGUGCCUGAGACAGAGAUCCCCCGAAAUAGACUUAGUGAUGAGCUCUGACAUUGACUUACCUCAUACACAGUUGGACUUGUUGAGUGUCUGUUUUCACUCCAGAUAUGUUACUUCUGGGUCCUAUUCCCUAUGUGCUCUCUUUAAAUUAUAACAUGACGCUCAGUCAUUACUCUACAAUUCCAGAGAUUUUCAGGGUAGGAUAAGGGAAAAACAUUAUAUUGGCAAUGAGCCCUUCUUGUCCUGGGAUAUGACUACGGAACCAAGAAUACUCUAUCUAUUUGUUGGCCUGAACUUUUGAUCUAUUUUUAUAUUUUAUUUCUGAUGUCCCGUGUGAGUCAUAAGGACCAAGCUUAUCAUUGUACAGCCAAUGGUGUGUCUUUUUUAUUCACUUUGUGGCUGCCAGCAGGGUCAAUCGUUACCAUCUGCCUGAUUCCUGCCAGUAUUACUAAUUUCACUAUCUCCUAUGUAAUGUUUUUCUGUGACAAAUAGGUCAAACUGGCUUUAAAUACUUCUCUGAUCUGCCAUCGCUCCUCCUGCCCCAAACCACUUGCAUUGCUCAUGUUCCACCUACUUCCCAGAUCCAGUUUCUGCAGGUCUCUGUUCUGGACACAAUAAAAGGCACAACAUAAGAUGAGCGCUAUUCUGUUUGUGUAUUCUUUGUCAACCAAAAUGAUACUCAUGAAAAUAAACAGUUAAAAACUUUAGUCAAAAUACAGGUAGUAUACUUUCUGGGAAUUUGUGUAACGUCAGUCUUUAUCUAUUACCAAAGGAAUAUGGGACUCGGAGAGCAGUGUCAUUAGCGCCUUCCCCUACCUUUCCCUUUUGACGUCCCUCUAGUAUCUGCAGCGUGUAGCUGUUGUAGAGUGUUUCUCCCUGCUGUUAGUCCCAUCUUCUCAGUCCUAGGCAGCUUUUGGACUGGGAGAUGCUGGCGGCUGUGAGUGCUGAUUGCUGUGUGCAGGCUUCCUCCUACUUCACUCUGCGUCCGUUUCUCAGUCCCAGGCUGGAUGCGCUAGUUAUUGUGUGCCGGCUUGCUGCAACUGCUCGGAUCAAAGAGGCUGUUGUUACCUGACUUGUGGAAUGUUACCAGUGCCAGCUUCUGUGUACUAGGCAGCACUGUGCCUGGAAGAUGUUGGCGGCUGUGCAUAUUAUGGGGACGUCACUCCUUAUGCGUGUGGUUCUCACAAUACGUUUCAUACCGUACCAUAUUGUACUUUAUCAAUGUUCUUUUAAUUAUGACUUCUUAGUCCAUUUAUUUCCUUACUUAUUGUAGUCCGUAUCAUUUUGGUUGUAUUUUUACUAAAGUUUUUAACAAAUUAUUGCGGUCAGUAUCAUUUUGGGUUGACAGAGUACACAAACACAAUAGCGCUCAUCUUAAUUCUUACCUUUUAAUCUGACUAAGUUGUUUGACUUGGAGCGGCUUAAAACAACUGCGCAGGUUUUAUACGUACACAUGCAGUAUAUGUGUGUGUGUGUGUGUGUAUGUAUGUAUAUAUAUAUAUAUAUAUAUAUAUAUAUAUAUAUCUAUCCACAGAGAGAGCAGCAUAUCACACUUACUGGAGCAAAAUAUGCAGACGCCAGCUCAAAAAUAAUUUUGUACAGAUAUCCAAAACCACAAAAACCACAAGGGGGCUCAGACUCAGAUUAGACCAGCACACCACUUGCUGAUGAAAAAAUGCUUAACUAUUAAUAUAAUGCUGCUUCAUAUCUGUGCUUCAUGCUUGCAUUUUAAACUUGCACCUAUCAGGCUAUCUAGCUAUCUAUCUAAUCUAUCUUUCUGCUGCGGGGUACACUGGGCUCCACAGGGAAUGACAUUGGGGUGUACAGUAGGAUCUUGAUCCGAGGCACCAACAGGCUCAAAGCUUUGACCUUCUUCCCAAGAUGCAUAGCGCCGCCUCCUCUAUAACCCCGCUUCCGUGCACAGGAGCUCAGUUUUGCAGUUGGUGCCAUGCAGUAAGCAGGCACGUAACAGGGGGCUGCCCUGAGAGAAGCUUUUAAAGAAUAUUGAAGACUUCAAGGGCUGCAGCAGUGACACUGACUGUGUUAGAUGUCAGUCAGAUAUCUCCUGCUGCAGCUCCAUCACCUACCCCAGCGGCGCUGUACACUCCCGCACCCUGGUUGCUGGGUACCUACAGCGGAGGCUACGGUUUUCUUCAAAGUUAGUCACACACAUGACCGCUGUUCUCCCGGAUCGCAUGGCCGCACUCAGGGAGGAGGUAAGAGGUCCCCUCGACGGGACCCGCUGUAAAUCGCGAUCCCGCGCGGCCGGUGGGAGGCGGGCUGCGCGCGCUGGCGUGGACCCUGUGGUAGUACAGGGACACCACUAGACCACCAGGGCAUGGGCACAGGUCGGUUUUCUCUCAUAAAACCGUUUUAUUAAGCCCCCAGUACCCAGUGGUGAAGUCCAGCAGGGGGAUAAGGCUUCGACCUGUAGCCCCUCCCCCAGCCCUAGGGCGCCAUUUAGAAUAAAUGCUCCCCCCGCCCUGGAGCUGCAUAUCUCUUUCCCUCACUCCCGGUCAGCUUUUGGGCGCCAUUAUAGCAAGCAGAGCUGAUCCUGGGACUGUUUGGGCAAAUCCUCCUCUGUAAAGCCGCCUGCCUGUCAGUGCUGUGCAUUUUACAGGACACUUAAGUAUUCUACAUGUCUGCUGACAGUGUUAGUUUAAAAAAAGUGCAUUUAGUCAGGGUUAUUUAGUACAAGUACCCUGUGAUAUACAUCCAGUCUUUACUGUGCAUUGUUAUAUCUAUUAAGUGUGUAGCUAUACAUAGUACUCCUCUGUAUUGCUAGUCCAGUGCAGUUUUAUUGCAUGUCAUAAUUUCUGCAUUGCACAAACUGUGACUCUGUGUGUGUAUAUAGCUGCUGUGUGACCUCCAUUUUGUGUAUCUCACUCAGAUUGCUAUCCCUAUAUUCUAUAACCUGAGGGUGUGUCAGGUUUAUCAUAAUAUAGGCAGUUCACAGGAUAUACUCAGUGUGUAUUUUUCUCUGUGAAACCAUAUGCCUCUUGAAUUCCCUGUUUGUGCUGAUACACUACACAGGUUGUUCUUGUCAGGUAUUGUGCUGCUGAUAUUGUACUGGGUUGCCUUGCAUUGAGCUUUUGAUUAUGUCAGCUACAAAGGGCAACGGAGCUGGGGCUGAUCCUACAUUGCGUGGUGUUGACGCUGCAGACACAUUUGAGGAUAACAUAGCAGCUGAGGGUUCAGGUUCUGGUUGUUCCUUACCCCCCAGUGGGACUGUAGCAAUGGGGGUGCAAAAUUACCCACCUUGGGCUACCUUCUCCACGCUAUUGAAUACGCUGGUAACUAGACUUACGCCCCCUAUGGGACCUCCUGUGCCAGUACAACCGCUUAUGGUCCCCGCGGUUAACCCGCCGUGGGCAGAUCAACUGUCCAAUCAGUUACAGCAAUUGUACCAAUCACUGACUGCUCAAAAGUCUAACCCUCGCCCGCCUAAGACCAAGGGGUCCUCUAAGCGGACAAUUACUUCCUCACAAUCCACCCACGUCCCAGACACCUCGUCUGAUGAGGAUGGUGUUUAUACGGAACCCCACAGAUUCUGAUCCUGAUAUUUCUGAUGGGGAAGUUGUUUCGCAGGUGGAUGUUCCUGACUUGUUAGAGGCUAUCAGGCUCACUCUUCAGGUUGAUGAUGAACCGGAGCCUGACGCUGCCCCUAAGAAACCGGACAGGUUUAAACGUCAGAAGGUGGUUAAACAAGUUUUACCUCACUCUGAACAUUUAGUUGACAUAUGUCAGGAGUCUUGGGAAAUUCCAGGAAAGAAGUUCACGCCUCACAAGUAGAUGCUGGCUCGCUACCCCCUCGCCGCGAAGCUUAGUAAAAAUUGGGAAAUACCCCCGCCAGUGGAUUCGCAAGUGGCGUGGCUGGUAGUAUCCUCAGCUCUGCCUGUAACUACUGUCACGUCCUUGAGAGAGCCGACGGCAAAGCGUGCGGAGGGUUGUUUAAAGGCAAGCCACACCCUAAACGGUGCAGUGCAUAGGCCUACUAUUGCAGCGACAUGGGCUGCAGAAGCUGUGGAAGGGUGGGCUCAGGAACUGGAGGUGGAGUUGCCUUCCAAUGCAUCCAAUCAUGCUAGACCAUGCCCGUCGUAUAUUGUUACCCCGUCUCAUUACAUUAAAGAGGCGGCUUCUGAUGCCAGUAUUCUGACGGCCAAGGCUUCUACUACGUCCAUUUUGGCUCACCGAAUUCUCUGGGUACGGUCCUGGUCUGUGGACAUGGACUCUAAGAAAACCCUGGAGGUACUCCCCUUCAAAGGAGACAUUCUUUUUGGAGAAGACCUCAACAAGAUAGUGGCUGACUUAGCAUCUGCUAAAACAGCAUGUCUUCCUAGUACUGCUCCUUCGGUGUUGAAGGCUAAGAAUACUUCCUUUCGCUCCUUUCGUCCUUCAGGGAAAGCAAAAGGUCAGGCGUACCCAAAACAGGUUCGCUCUUCCAAACCCAAGAAGCCCAAACCCAAACGGGCCUGGGCUGCCCGUCAGCCUGCUUCCAAAACUGACAAGCCUGCUGCAUGACGAGGCGGGCCUCCCUCUGGGGGAUCCCAGAGUAGGGGGCUGACUUCUAGGGUUUACCCAGGAAUGGUUGAAGACCACUUCGGAUGCCUGGGUACGGGAAGUCGUCACUUGAGGUUACGCCGUAUCCUUAAAGAAUCGUCCACCUCAUCGAUUUUGCCUGACAGACGUCCCUUCGGAUCAGGUGAAGGCAAAGACUCUUUAUUCGGUGGUGCAGUCCCUCCUGGACACAGGAGUGGUAGUACAGGUGCCUCCGGCAAGGGGUACUAUUCACCGCUGUUCCUAGUCCCGAAACCGAAUGGGUCUUCCCGGCCCAUUCUCAACCUCAAGUCCUUGAACAAAUUUGUGAAGGUCUCCAAGUUUCGUAUUGAAACUCUUCGCUGUAUUGUUCUGGCCUUGGAGCCUGGGGGCUAUAUGAUCUCACUGGACAUUCAGGAUGCUUACCUGCAUAUUCCCAUUGCAGUGUCACAUCAGCAGUACCUGAGGUUUGCGGUUGGAAACCUCCAUUACCAAUUUCGGGUGUUACCUUUUGGUUUGACAACGGCUCCGCGAGUCUUCACCAAGGCUGUACUCCGCCGUCAAGGGGUCAGGAUCCUACUGUACUUGGACGACUUGUUGAUCCUGGCAAAUUCCCCAGAGAUUCUCCUACGCCAUCUGGAUCUGACUCUGCAGUUUCUGUAAGCCCACGGGCGGCUCAUCAACUGGAAGAAAUCCUCCCUGGUCCCUGCUCAGAGCAUGGUGCACCUGGGGGCGUUGUUGGACACUCACAACCAGCGGUUGUUCUUGUCUCAGGAGAAAGUCCUGAAGCUUCAGGACAGGAUUCGAUGCUUCCGAUCUCGUCCAAAAGUGUUGAUACAUUCGGCAAUGCAGGUACUAGGUCUCAUGGUGUCGGCUUUCGUCAUGGUGGAGUACGCUCAAUUCCAUUUCCACCCUCUCCAAAGGCUGAUUCUUGCCAAGUGGGACGGCCUGCCUCACCGGAUCAGGUCUCAAAUGAUCUCAUUGUCUCCAGAGGUCCGUCUGUCACUGAGCUGGUGGCUUGAGGACCAACAAUUGAGCAGGGGUUGUCCCUUCUGGAUCUCCAACUGGGUCCUUCUGACAAUGGGCGUCAGUCUGAGGGGUUGGGGCGCGGGGUUGGAGCAACACUUCCUUCAGGGUUGGUGGACCAGGGAGGAGUCUCUCCUCCCGAUAAACAUUCUGGAAUUGCGGGCGGUGUUCAACUCAUUGAAUUUGGCCCAGCAUUUAAUACAGAACAGACCUGUUCAAGUACAGUCAGACAACGCCACCAUGGUGGCGUACAUCAAUCAUCAAGGUGGCACUCAAAGUUGCAUGGCAAUGAGGGAAUAAUCACGGAUUCUUCAUUGGGCGGAACACCAUCUGCCAUCCAUAUCGGCAGUGUUUAUUCCGGUGGUCCUAAACUGGGAAGCGGACUUUCUCAGUUGCCAGGAUGUACACGCCGGAGAGUGGAGCUUCCAUCCAGAAGUGUUUCAACUCCUCGUGGACAAGUGGGGCCUUCCAGAUGUGGACCUGAUGGCAUCUCUACACAAUCGCAAGGUUCCGGUCUUCGGAGCAAGGACAAGGGAUCCUCAAGCAGCGUUCGUGAAUGCACUGGCAAUUCCAUGGAACUUUCAGCUGCCAUAUGUGUUCCCUCUGUUGUCACUCCUGCACAGAGUAAUAAGGAAGUUCAAGCAAGAAGAAGGAAUCCUACUUCUGAUCGCUCCAGCAUGGCCGAGACAGCAUUGGUUCUCAAACCUUCAUGGUCUCUUGAUAGAGCGUCCCCUUCUACUUCCGCAGCGCCCUGAUCUCCUUGUUCAGGGCCCCUGUGUAUAUCAGGAUUUAGCCCGAUUGGCUUUGACGGCAUGGCUCUUGAAACUUCCGUCUUAAGGGCCAAAGGAUUUUCUGAGGCGGUCAUUCAAACGAUGUUGAAGGCCCGGAAACCGGCUUCUGCUCGGAUUUAUCUUAGGGCAGGCCUGGCCAACCUGUGGCUCUCCAGAUGUUGUGAAACUACACAUCCCAGCAUGCCUUGCCACAGUUUUAGCAUU